GCAGCCCGGGCCCCGCCGGUCCCGUGAUUCGCGGCCACAGUUGGACCUCGGCCCUCGGAGCUCCGCGCUCCCGCCGGCCGGUCCGUCCGCGCUCCGCGCCGAGCGUCCCGCCGUCCGCGCAGGGCAGCGCCGCGGUGCAGAGGCGACAGGAACAUGGCGUCCCAGGAGGAAAAGCCCGGCCCCGGCCCCGCCGUCCGCCGGGCCCCGCGCCCCAGCAUGAGCAGCUUCCUGCGCCAUUUCACCGUGGUUGGCGACGACUACCGCGCCUGGAACGUCAACUACCAGAAGUGGGAGAACGAGGUGGACGAGGAGGACGAUGAGGACGAGCCGCCUGCCGAGCCCGGCCCGGGGGUGGAGGGCAGCACCGGGGACGCCGAGCCAGGCCCCCGCCCCGCGCCUGCACCCGAGCCGCGCCGAGACUUCAGGAGCCGCCUGCGGAAGCUCUUCAGCUUGCACAGGUUCCAGGUGUUCAUCAUCUGCCUGGUUAUCCUGGAUGCCCUCCUGGUGUUGGCCCAGCUCAUCUUGGACCUGAAGAUCAUCCAGCUUGACAAGAACAAAUACGCGGUGCAGGUGUUCCACUACAUGAGCAUUGCCAUCCUGUUCAUCUUUGUGGUGGAGGUUUUCCUGAAGAUCUUUGUCUUCCGCCUGGAGUUCUUCCACCACAAGUUUGAGAUCCUGGAUGCCAUCGUGGUGGUGGUGUCCUUUGUCCUGGACAUCGUCUUUGUGUUCCGGGAACAUGAGUUUGAGGCCCUUGGCCUGCUGAUCCUGCUGCGGCUGUGGCGAGUGGCCCGGAUCAUCAAUGGGAUCAUUAUCUCGGUGAAGACCCGUUCGGAGCGGCAGCUCCUAAGGUUGAAGCAGAUGAACAUUCAGCUGGCCACCAAGAUCCAGCACCUGGAGUUCAGCUGCUCCGAGAAGGAGCGAGAGAUCGAGAGGCUGCACGGACUGCUGCAGGGCCACGGGGUGCUGGGCCAGGCCUAGCGCCGCAGUGCACCCGGGGGGCCCGGCCAGCAGCAGAUCCCCGCCCGGCACAUUGCCUCCCA
Perognathus longimembris pacificus (Pacific pocket mouse) is the source of this 1040-nucleotide messenger RNA. RefSeq names its product hydrogen voltage gated channel 1 (gene Hvcn1). Lineage: Eukaryota; Metazoa; Chordata; Mammalia; Rodentia; Heteromyidae. Gene Ontology annotation, molecular function: voltage-gated proton channel activity. The record is from RefSeq and is a predicted model, not a curated record. Gene Ontology annotation, biological process: proton transmembrane transport. The transcript is spliced from 7 exons. Gene Ontology annotation, cellular component: plasma membrane. Bases 154 to 978 code for a protein of 274 amino acids.